AUGGUGGCGGUGCAUGUCCAGAUCCCAGCGGGGAGGAGGGGAGGUGGAAUGGAGUUCGUUGCCUGCUCAGCAUAUUUCCCGGGAGACAAGACAGCAGAUCUACCUCCUCCAAAGAAAGUGAGAGAACUAAUCUCCUUUUGUAAGAGGAAAAAUCUACAGCUGGUGAUAGGAUGCGACGCCAACGGCCACAACGAGGCAUGGGGAAGCACGGAUACCAACUUCAGAGGUGAGUUAAUUCUUCAUUACUUAAUAGGUGAAGGGUUAGUGGUUAAUAACAUAGGCUCCGAACCAACCUUUGUUACCUGUAACAGGAAAGAGGUUUUAGACAUUACGGUCAGCUCCAAUUAUUUGAGCAACAGGAUAUCCAACUGGAGGGUGAAAGAAAGAACUCUCCUGCAAUAUAGGGAUCCAAAAUGCACAGAUUGGGAAGGAUACAACCGCUCACUCGUGCAUCUGCUGGAACCCACAAUUGCAAAAGUGAGAGAUCGCGAUGAGAUCGAUAUUGCGGCGGAACAACUGCGGUGUGCAAUCAUAACGGCUUAUAGUGAAAACUGUCCACUUAAAACAAAGAAGGAUAACAGGAAGUCCUCUUGGUGGAACAACAAACUGGACAAAAGAAGAAAAGAAGUGCGACAGCUCUUCAAUCGCGCUAAAGUGUCAGGUAACUGGGAAACCUAUCGUACGACGUUGGCGGAGUACAAUAAGGAAAUAAGAAGGGCGAAGAGAGAGUCUUGGAGAAGGUUCUGUGGGAGUCUGGUCGAUCUACCCCAAAGCACCAGAAUUCACAAGAUUCUCUCAAAAGAACCAGUGAAUGAGCUAGGGACGAUACAGCGCCCCGACGGUAAUUUCACAGAGUCCAGGAAAGAAACGUUAGAGAUUUUGGCCCAAAAACACUUCCCAGGCUGCCUGAUUCUAGGUGAUGAAGAACGACCUCCCCCAAUACUCAUGAGUCGCAGAAAUCGGCCCAAAAAAGAGGAUUGGGAGAUGGCGAAGAAAGUAAUCACCUAUAGGGAGACAAAGGGGGCGAUCGAAAGUUUCGACCCAUUUAAAUCUCCAGGAGAGGACGGGUGUUCCCGGCCUUAUUGCAGAAGGCUGCGAGCAUUAUCGUCCCUCGCUUAG
Messenger RNA from Sitophilus oryzae (rice weevil), 1119 nucleotides. RefSeq lists its product as uncharacterized. The transcript is spliced from 2 exons. The record is from RefSeq and is a predicted model, not a curated record. Bases 1 to 1119 code for a protein of 372 amino acids. NCBI's taxonomy places the organism in Eukaryota, Metazoa, Arthropoda, Insecta, Coleoptera, Curculionidae. Gene Ontology annotation, molecular function: catalytic activity.